GCUGUUUUAAAGCAUGACAUGAUAAUUCAAAGAAAAGUUUUGUAAAGUUUAAUAAAUGCCCGGAUCAAGUGAAAUUGGGAUGAAACAAUGGAUUGGAUUCAUUGUAAUAAGUGUUUUGCUCAGUUAGAACCUGGAAUCACUCUACAUUUGACAUCAUGUGGUCAUAUGUUUUGCAACAAUUGUUUGGAAAAUGGCGUCAAGGAAAGCACAUGUAUCGUUUGUCGUAUGCCAUGCUCUAUCAUGAAGUUGGUUCCAGAUAUGAACCCAGAAAUUCAGGAUUACUUCACGGAACCAGAGGAGAUAAUAAGGAAGUCCUGUGAAGUUCUGCAGUUUCAGAGGCAACAUAGGAGACGUUUGCUUUCGUAUCUAUUGCAGUCGACGAAGAAGUUCUACACGGCGCGUACAGAACUCCGUCGGAUGACGGAGCUCUGUCAGAAGCAGCAUCAGCAAAUCAAAGACUAUCAGAAAGUCAUCAAGGGUCUUCAGGCCCAACUUGCCAACCAGUCUAAGCAAGUAUCCCCGUUCAACGUGCCGAUAUCACCCACCGACCACAUGUCUCCAAGCUUCGUGCAGUCCACGCCAACUUACAAACGACCAGCUAAGAGUACUCCUUACAGCCAGCCGUAUCAAUCCAACCUCGUGACCCCGGCGCGCAUCAGUAAACAGCGCUCUAACGCGAGCAACUACAGCGCUCAUAGCCAGCGAUCAAACACAUCGAACAAGAUAUCGUCGACGGUGUUCACACCACCUACUCCCGAGUCGGCAGGGUCUCUAAGCCAACACAGCAAUGAGUCGGGGUAUUUCUCCAUCAGUCCUCCAAUGAAAUUUUCGUCAGGCGUUCUAUACUGUAACGGUGUAGAUGCAAAAUGUUCCUUUAGAACUAAAAAGAAAACGCCAUUUUCACUUCGUUCUGUUUAGAAGUUGUUAUUUUUGUUUUAAAUACUUACGAUGUUGCAAUGGUGUCUUACC
This is a messenger RNA of Pectinophora gossypiella (pink bollworm), 969 nucleotides long. RefSeq names its product probable E3 SUMO-protein ligase RNF212. The record is from RefSeq and is a predicted model, not a curated record. NCBI's taxonomy places the organism in Eukaryota, Metazoa, Arthropoda, Insecta, Lepidoptera, Gelechiidae. Gene Ontology annotation, biological process: reciprocal meiotic recombination; homologous chromosome pairing at meiosis; protein sumoylation. The transcript is spliced from 8 exons. Gene Ontology annotation, molecular function: SUMO transferase activity. The coding region runs from base 88 to 918 and encodes 276 amino acids. Gene Ontology annotation, cellular component: synaptonemal complex.